Messenger RNA from Gaeumannomyces tritici R3-111a-1, 1320 nucleotides. RefSeq lists its product as hypothetical. The record is from RefSeq and is a predicted model, not a curated record. NCBI's taxonomy places the organism in Eukaryota, Fungi, Ascomycota, Sordariomycetes, Magnaporthales, Magnaporthaceae. The coding region runs from base 1 to 1320 and encodes 439 amino acids. The transcript has a single exon. Gene Ontology annotation, molecular function: protein binding.
AUGGCACCUACUUUCUACAAGCUUCCGAACGGGCUGCUCAUAAAAGUGUACAAGAAACUUUCACUUGCCGACCAGAUCCGGCUUAGCAGCACAGAUCGCCGCCUGCGGUGCCUCGGCAUCGACGAGGCCAAGAUCUUCAAGUCCCUCUCGCUCACCUGGAGCAGUCGGGCCGCCUCGGACUCGGCCCUGCUGGUGGCCGCGAGGUACGGCAGCCAGGUGCGCAAGCUGACCGUGUACGUCGACGAGAUCGACGGCCAACACUACGUCACUCCGCCCACGAUCCCACCGCCCGCGAUCCCGGCAAGCUGCGUGGCCCUACUGAGCGGCCAAGACGAGACGGGCGUCCCUCUUCCGCUCCCCAACCUCGAGGGCCUCGCGCUCGAGUUCCCCAAGACCUACCAGACCAUAUACGACAUGUACCGCGACACCAGCGCGGGCAAGCCCCAGCUCCAAGCCAACAACGAGCUGGUCGACGCGAUCCUCAAAGCAGCGGCGGCGAGGGGCAGUACGGACCUCCUCUUGGGGCUCAGUCCCAUCACCUCUCUCAAGCUCGGCAACUUCCCGCUGCACCCGUCGCGCGUGCUCGCCUCGGACGACUGGCAGCGGUUCGCCGCCCUGGUUGAGAAGCUGGAGAUGUCCGUAUACGGCGACGACGACGACGACAUCAGCACCAUCUUUCAGCGCCCAUACUUCAGGCUCAUGCGCUAUCUCAACAGGACCAUCAUGAGGACCUGGCCGUCGGUCACAACGGUCAAGUUCCAUGCGCACAGUACCUCGCCGGCUGGUGCUUUAUCCCAAGACUUUCCCGACCAGAACAUGCUGCUAUGGGAACCAUCACACAUGCCACGUCUUGCCAAGAUCGAGCUCGCCAACGUCUUCAUCACACGCCAACUGCUGGCCUUCGUGACCGCAUUGGGCCGAGUGUCGCUCACAAUCCUCGAGGCCAGAGGGGACUGGAAUAGGCAGCACAACACCGGCCACCAGAUCUCGUGGGCCCAGUUCUUCAACUCGCUCGCGCAGAUCGGCCUUGCCGACUUCACCUUGAAGCCCGUCAGGUGGAAAAUAAGCGACGACCACAGCUACUGGAUGAGCAGCAGAUGGCCGAUCCAAAGGCGGAACGCGGCCGUGAUGACAAGGCUGGCCACCAACCCGAGCCUGCCCAUAUUUCCCUACUUUGAGAUUGGCGAGUCGGACGGCCUCCUAUCCCAAAGGCACGAGACCACGACCGAUGAGUUUCUGCGAGGGCAGGACCAGCAGGCAUAUGAGUGGUUCGUGGACGAGAUGGCGAAAGCUUGGGGGGCCAGAGUUGAGCUGCUGUAG